ACUCGCAGCAGUCAGGAAGUCCAAGUAACAAUGAGCCAGGCAAAACCCCUCUUCCAGUUUAUCUGGAGGACAGUUUCAUCAAAUCAGGAGUCUUCAGUGUUGCAGAGCUGGUGCGAGUGUCCAGAAUGCCCAUCACCCACGGCGCAGCGGUACCCUUCUCCAUGGCCGACAUGCCGGGCCAGCCCUACUACCACGACCUGAACUCCAGCGUGGGACUUCACCGCUCCCUGUCCUCCCCUCCCGGCAGCAAAAGGCCCAAAACGGUCAGCCUGGACGAGAACAUGGACACCAGCCCGACUGGACCGGACUUCUACUCGUCGCCCAGCUCACCGGCGAGCAGUCGGGCAAACUGGCACGACAGAGACGGAGAUAUGUCUUCACCCACCAUGAAGAAGCCAGAGAAGCCGCUGUUCAGCCCCACCUCCCCGCAGGACUCCUCGCCACGACUCAGCACUUUUUCUCAGCCUCAUCACCCAGGCCUAACAGGUGUGGGACACAGUGUUAUAUCGACGAGGAGCCCCCCUCCUCACUCGCCCCUGCAGUUUUCGGCCUCGGCCAUCUUGCCCCCGGCGCCGUCGCCCUACUUCUCGCACACCACCAUCCGCUACCCGCCUCACCUCAACCCCGCUGAUCCCCUCAAGAGCUACGUGCCGUCGUAUGACCCGUCCAGCCCGCAGAGCAGCCAGCCCAACAGCAGUGGUCAAGGGGUUGGAAAGGUCCCAGGCCACUUCACCCCAGUUCUGGCUCCAUCCCCRCACCAUGGCGCCGUGCGACCCGUCACGCUCUCCAUGCCCGACACCAAGCCCAUCACCACAUCUGAAGCCUACUCAAGUCCUGGCACCCCGACAGCCAAUCGUUUCGUAGGCCUGAGCACCAGAGAUCCCGCCUUUCUCCACCAGCAACAGCUGAGGAAGUGUGACUGGAGCGUGACUCAAAACGGCAGGCAUUAUGGCCCCAGUGCCACUGACGACACUUUGGGGAUUACUUGGCAAAGUCCUGGUACCUGGGCGAGCUUAGUUCCAUUCCAAGUGUCGAACGGGACUCCGAUUCUGCCAACAAAUGUCCACCAGAACUACAGCAUAAACAUCAUUGGUGAGCCGCUGGUCCCCGCCGAGACCGGGAACUGAGCCCGCAGAGAGAGACCGGACAACCCCCCCGCGCGCCCCCACCCUCACCCACCUCCCUGCCCUACCUCUCGGGGGUGGAAGGUGUGGUGCAGAGCUAGCACUUACAGGUGUCCCGCAGCCAUGGACGAAACCAGCAAAAGCAGCAAGUGCUGCAAAAAAAAAAAGGAAAAAAAAAACUGCCCCCCAUCUCCCCUUCCUUUAUUCCCAGUCUCACCUCUUCCACGCUCCCCCCUCCCCCACUCCUCCUCCUCCUCCUCCCUCCUGAUGAUGAUGAUGGACGCUGGCCCUGAGGUGAAGAUGAGGGAUUGCUCAGAGGAAAGAAGCUUCAGGUUCUGCUGUCUCCUUGCAAUCACCCACCAGUCAGUUUCAGAACUUUUCCAAUCCAUCUAAAAUACUGUGAUGUAUACAUGCCUUAAUGUUUUAUUGCAUGACACUCUAGACUCUUAGCAUUACUAUUUUUUCCAUGUUGGAGGAAGAUGUAUAAUCUACAUUUAAACACACACACACACACACACAGAAACGAGGGGGUUCUGCAGGUCCACGCCUGCCUGGAGGACGGCUCAGAGACUCGGCGAUCUCUUGAAAAGAGGCUUGUUCUCCCUCACGGAACGAUUUCACUGUGUACACCGUAGGAACAACAAAAACAAAACUUGUGAAUUCAGAGUGUUUCUUCUUCCGUUUGAUUUCAGUUUACUGUGAUACGGCUUUUACCUUUUUAAUUUCUUGUCUAUUCUUUACUGCUACCUAUGUCAAGAAUUAACACGCAACGGCAAGAGUUGAGAACUCUUGAUGCAGUUUUCAAAAAACACUAAAACACUAGUCUUGAGAUUGGACCCCUCCUGAAAAAGAACAAACGAAAAAGAAAAGUCCUUUCCAAAAGGAAUGAAAUGUUAAAAGAGGAAGAAAUAAAUUGCGACAGAGGCAAGUG
Austrofundulus limnaeus is the source of this 2055-nucleotide messenger RNA. Its product is annotated as nuclear factor 1 B-type. Gene Ontology annotation, biological process: regulation of transcription by RNA polymerase II. NCBI's taxonomy places the organism in Eukaryota, Metazoa, Chordata, Actinopteri, Cyprinodontiformes, Rivulidae. Gene Ontology annotation, cellular component: nucleus. Gene Ontology annotation, molecular function: DNA-binding transcription factor activity, RNA polymerase II-specific; RNA polymerase II cis-regulatory region sequence-specific DNA binding. The record is from RefSeq and is a predicted model, not a curated record.